Molecule: messenger RNA, 1015 nt
Organism: Zea mays
Lineage: Eukaryota; Viridiplantae; Streptophyta; Magnoliopsida; Poales; Poaceae
Product: OSJNBb0048E02.16-like protein
Exons: 1
Coding region: 324-551 (75 amino acids)
Source: RefSeq, a predicted model, not a curated record
AGCCUGCGCGCCAUAUGGUCGUCGAUCCACAGCUCCCUCUUAUAAAUCCAGCUGCAUGCCCCCCUCCCUUCUCGGCACCAUUAAGCCAGCACAAUUAAGUUGAUCGACCGAAGCAAUUACAAACUCUACUCAGCUCUCUCAUCAUCAGCUAGUGGUCUCGACCGCGGCUCAUCACUGCCGCGCCGGCGUUACUGAAGAACUUGCUUGUGAGUUGUGACAAAUAUAGCCAGGGGCGACUAGCUAGCCAGCUAGCUAGCUAGCCAGCUGGUAACUGAACGAAGAAGAAGAGAGCAGAGCUUCCCGCGCGCACGCCGCCCGCCGCCAUGGGAGGCAAGUCGUCCUUCUUCUGCCCCAUCUUCAGCUUCCUGCGCAAGUCCAGGCGGUACGAGUACGACGACGACAUGAGCGACUGGGACGGCCGGACCGGGUACGUGCGCAAGGUGCGCUCCAGCGACGAGGACUACGGCGGCUGGUGGGUCGGCGAGCGCGACGUCGACAGCAAGGCCUCCGACUUCAUCAACAACUUCCACCAGAAGAAGGUCGCCGGCUAGCACUGCCGCCGCUACCGUUUCGCCGCCUUCAUUCCCCAAUCCGAUCGACGACGCCGCGCGUGCCACUGCCGAUCGACGACAGCACCGUACCACCGCCCGAUCCACGUGCUCCUCCAUAUAUAUAUGCAGCUCUCGUCGUUACAUUUAUUACUAGGUUCCUUGAUCGAUGCUCUUAUAUGUCGUUAAUGUAUGUUUAUUAUACAUGUCGUGCUCAUUUAAUAUAUCAGAGAGGGUGAUGAAUAAUUCGAUCGAUCUGCUGGACAGACCUAGCUAGCUAGAUCGAUCGUCGCUAGUUUGUUCGUUCGUGUGCGCGCGCUGUAUGUACGUGUAUGUGUGUGUAAAGAGGUAUGCAUGCAUAGGGACGAUGGAGACGCAUGCAUGUGUUGUACGUACAUCGCACAUUCUCAUGUACAUCUGUUAACGUUAAUAAUCACCAAAUAAAUAAAUUAUGCAGUAUAUAUAUA